AUGCAAAAGCUUGAAGGAAUGGAAGGUGUGAAAGAGUGUAGAGAUCAAACUGAGCCCAGAGACACUUACAAGAUUGCUUAUAUAAUCCAUUUCUUGCUUGGAGCAGGCAAUUUGCUUCCUUGGAAUGCUUUAAUCACUGCUGUUGAUUACUUUGGCUAUCUUUAUCCAACCAGGCAUGUCGAGAAAGUCUUCUCUGUGGCUUACAUGAGUUCUUCAAUGCUGGUUCUAAUUAUGAUGGUGAGUUGGGGUAGUUGGAAUAAAAUGCUGAGCUUUAGAUUGAGGAUGAACUUGGGUUUUUCCAUGUUUGUUCUGUGUCUUCUUGUAACACCAGUGAUGGACUGGGCUUGGUGCUGCACUGAAUCAAAAGGGAAAUCAAGUGGAGCCUAUGGCGUGACGGUCGCGUCAGUUGUGGCGUGUGGUUUAGCCGACGGAUUGAUUGGAGGAAGCUUGAUAGGAUCUGCAGGCAAGCUGCCAAAACAGUAUAUGCAGGCUGUUUUUGCUGGAACUGCUUCUUCAGGUGUUCUGGUUUCAAUCUUGAGGAUAACAACAAAGGCAUUGCUUCCACAAACGCCACAGGGCCUCAGAACAAGUGCUCACUCCUACUUUAUAGUCAGCAUAGUCAUAUUGCUGGGCUGUACCAUUUGUUGCAAUCUUUUGUACAAGUUGCCUGCCAUGAAACAGCACUACAAACUUCUUCAAGAUGACUCGCUAAUUUCAAGGCCAAAUUUAUGGAAUGUGACAAGAAAAAUCCGGUUGCCGGCUUUUGGAAUAUUCAUAAUUUACACCGUGACUCUGUCCAUCUUUCCAGGAUUUAUAGCAGAAAACCUUAAAUCCAAUAUUCUCAGAGAUUGGUAUCCUAUUAUGCUUAUCACAAUGUACAAUGUCUCAGAUUUUGUAGGGAAGUCUCUAACUGCAAUACAUGUUCUGAAGAGUGUUGAAAAUGCUGCAUGGGCUUGCAUUGCCAGGCUUUUGUUCUAUCUCUUCUUUGCAGCCUGCCUACAUGGCCCCAGUUGGCUGAAAACUGAGGUACCAAUGGCAUUUCUGACAAUUUUGCUUGGACUAACCAAUGGAUAUCUGACAAGCGUCAUCAUGAUCCUCACUCCUAAAUCAGUGCCAUCUUCAGAAGCCGAAAUGUCAGCAGUUGUGAUGGCUUUGUUCUUGGGAAUGGGGUUGGUUGCUGGCUCAGUUCUUGGCUGGUUCUGGAUCAUUUGAAGCCUAUAUGAGCUCUUUGAUUAUAUAGGCUAGUUGAUCAGAGAGUAGGGUAUUCUACAUAUAGAAAUCAAAGAGCCAAUCAAGGUAAUGCCUACAAACAAAUUAAUGAUAUCCUAUUCAGUCAGAUAGGACUUAUUUGUAAUAGUUCUUGAAAAUUUUAGAAAACUGAAGUUCGUUCUCUGUUAUAUUUCCUAA
This is a messenger RNA of Cornus florida, 1407 nucleotides long. RefSeq names its product equilibrative nucleotide transporter 8. NCBI's taxonomy places the organism in Eukaryota, Viridiplantae, Streptophyta, Magnoliopsida, Cornales, Cornaceae. The coding region runs from base 1 to 1212 and encodes 403 amino acids. Gene Ontology annotation, molecular function: nucleoside transmembrane transporter activity. Gene Ontology annotation, cellular component: plasma membrane. The transcript has 2 exons. Gene Ontology annotation, biological process: nucleoside transmembrane transport. The record is from RefSeq and is a predicted model, not a curated record.